This is a messenger RNA of Monoraphidium neglectum, 849 nucleotides long. RefSeq names its product Putative vesicle-associated membrane protein. Bases 1 to 849 code for a protein of 282 amino acids. The record is from RefSeq and is a predicted model, not a curated record. Gene Ontology annotation, biological process: vesicle-mediated transport. Gene Ontology annotation, cellular component: membrane. The transcript is spliced from 7 exons. NCBI's taxonomy places the organism in Eukaryota, Viridiplantae, Chlorophyta, Chlorophyceae, Sphaeropleales, Selenastraceae.
AUGUACAGCGCCGUCGCGCGCGGCUCGGCGGUCCUCGCCGAGUGCGCGGCGUUCGGCGGGAACUUCACGGCGGUGACUAAGGACUACCUGUCCAAGGCGUCGGCCAACAGCGGGCGCUUCAGCUACACUGUGGAUGGGCAUGUGUUCAGCUUCCUCACGGAGGACGGAUACAACUACGUGAUCGUGACCGACGAGGCGGCGGGGCGCACCAUCCCCAACGCGUUCCUCGACAAAGUCAAGGACGACUUUGUGGCGCGGUAUGGCGAGAAGGGCAAGUCUGUCAAGGGAGGCCUGAGCGCAUACAGCAAGAAGCUGAAGGAGCUGAUGGAGCACGCCACCCAGUUCCCCGAGGAGUAUUCCAAGGUGUCAAGCGUCCAGAAGAAGGUGGAUGAGGUGAAGAACAUCAUGAGCGAGAACAUUGAGAAGGUGCUGUCCAGGGGCGAGAAGCUGGACCUGCUGGUGGACAAGACGGACAACCUCAUGUUCGAGGCGGACCGGUUCGUGAAGAGCGGCCGCGCCCUGCGCCGCAAGAUGUGGUGGAACAACUGCAAGAUGAAGGUCGUGAUGGCUGGGGUGGUGGUGAUGGUGCUCUUCAUCAUAGUGCUGCUCAUCUGCUUCAGCGCUGGCGGCACCCACUGCGUCAAAAAGGGAAAGAAGGCAGUGGCCAGCCCAAGCCCCAGCCCUAGCCCCAGCCCUAUCGCGACACCCACCCCGGCCGUGGCCUCCCCCGACACCCCGGCGCCCGCGGCGCCCUCGCCCGACGCGGCCGUGGCGGCGGCGCCGCUGCCGCGGCGGCUGCUGUGGGAGCUGACUCAGCUGGUCAACGUUGCGUUGACCCACGCCGUGUGA